UGCACUUCCGCGUUGUCAGAGUUCUGCAGCAGCGGGUUCAAACCUUUCCCGCAGGAGCAUCUCGCUGCAGCCACACAGGACAACAGAGGCAGGGCUGCUGAUGCUGAACUGCUGACUGUCUGACUGUUUCUCCCAUCAGCUGCACCACCAUGGCUCUGGGAGACAACCCACACUAUCUGCUGGGCAGGAUCCGCUUCCUGAACAGGUGUAUUGAGAGCUUCAGGAAGGGGGAGACGGUACCCGAGUGUCUGUGUUAUGUACCCAGAGAGGUGUGCUACAAAAUCUGCAAGGACUCAUCAUCUACCUCUGCCUCCUGCGGAGCUUCCACCGGCUCCACAGGAAAAACCCUAGUGUCUGUGUUCGACAGCCCUCAUCAUAGUCCCCACAGCAAGAAGUUAUGCAAAUACAGCCUCGAACCGAAGAAAGGAACCUGCAUCCGGACAACAGGAGAAGAAUACUGUAACAGCCAGGGCCUGUGGGUGAAAAUCAGUAAGGAGCAGCUGGAGGAGCAGCGUCCGGGCCAGGAGCUGGAGGAAGGCUGGAUCCUGGUGUGUAAACACACCGAGGGGGGUGACAGGCUGGUUCCAGUGGAGUCUCCAGAAACCAUCAGCAGGCAGCAGCAGCUCUUCGGCUCCGACCACAAACCCUGCAACCGCUGGGAGCAGGUGGUGGACGUGGAGAACUCCCUUCAUAUCGGCUCCAAACCCCGGGUGGCAGAGCGUGACGAAGCUGCCGUCCAAAAGCUUCGGUACGUCCCGCCCACUUGGACGUAUGAAUGUGACGAGGAUCUGGUGCAUUACUUCUACGACCACAUCGGCAAAGAGGACGAGAACCUGGGGAGUGUCAAGCAGUGUGUGACCAGCAUCGACGUGUCUUCUUUUUCGGAUGACCCCAGUGGCGGGGUGGGCUGCCUGACAGACGGUGACACCGAGACGUACUGGGAGAGCGACGGCCUGCAGGGACAGCACUGGAUCCGGCUGCACAUGAAGAGAGGCACCGUGGUCAAUAAACUGAUACUCACAGUGGACUCGACUGAUGAUAACUACAUGCCCAAAAGAGUCACAGUGUAUGGAGGAGAAGGCGACAACCUGAAGAAGCUAAGCGAUGUUACCAUCGAUGAUAAUCUAAUAGGAGAAGUGAGUGUUCUAGAAGAUAUGGCCUCUCACUUGCCUGUCAUUGAGAUUCGGAUUGAGGAAUGUAGAGAUGAGGGGAUAGACGUUCGAAUUCGAGGACUGAAGAUUAAGUCGUCGUGUGAGAGAGACCUGGGUCUGAAUGCUGAUGUUUUCCAGUCCUCUAACCUGGUGCGCUACCCCCGUCUGCAGGGCACCCCACCCGACAUCCUGUACCGCAGGGCUUUGGUCAUUCAGAGGUUUAUUUGUCUGCUGGACAGCGUGCUGCCCCACGUGGUGCCGGCCUGGGACUACAGCCUCGGCACCUUCAACCAGGUCAAAAGCAUAAAGCAGUUCCUGCUGCUGUCGAAGCGGCGCUCGGCCCUCAUCACACAGUGCCUAAAGGACUCGGAGACCAGCAAACCCAACUUCAUGCCGCGCCUGUACAUCAACAGACGGCUGGCCAUGGAGCACAGAGACAAUCCGUCUCUGGACGCCAGCUGCAAAAACGCUGUUUUUAAUCAGGUCUAUGAGGGUCUCAAACCUUCUGACAAGUUUGAAAAGACUUUAGAUUAUAGAUGGCCCGCUCGCUACGAUCAGUGGUGGGAGUGCAAGUUCAUCGCCGAGGGAAUCAUUGACCAAGGCGGAGGGUUUCGGGACAGCCUGGCCGACAUGUCGGAGGAGCUUUGCCCCAGCUCGGCCGAGUGUCCCAUGCCUUUGCCUUUCUUCACACGUACAUCCAACCAGGGCGCCCUCGAGGCCAGAGAUUACUACGUCCCAAACCCGUCCUGCAAAGAGUUCAACAAGUUCGAGUGGAUCGGCCAGCUGAUGGGAGCUGCUCUCAGAGGGAAGGACUUCCUGGUCUUGGCUCUGCCCGGCCUGGUGUGGAAGCAGCUGACUGGAGAAGCCAUCAGCUGGAGCAAAGACUUCCCUGCAGUCGACUCUGUGCUGGUGAACCUGCUGGAGGCCAUGGAGAACAUGGACCAGGAGACGUUUGAGUUCAGGUUCGGGGAGGAGCUGGUCUACACCACACUGCUGACCGACGGCCAGAUGGUGGAGCUCAUCCCCGGCGGCAGCAACGUGUCGGUUCAAUACAAGGACCGCAGCCAGUUCAUCCGCCUGGUGCAGAAGGCUCGGCUGGAGGAGAGCAAACAGCAGAUUGCAGCCAUGCAGGCGGGGCUGCUGAAGGUGGUCCCUCAGGCCGUGCUGGACCUGCUCACCUGGCAGGAAGUGGAGAAGAAGGUGUGCGGAGACCCGGAGAUCACAGUGGAAGCUCUGAAACGACUCACACGCUAUGAAGACCUGGAGCAAAGCGACGUUCGAGUCCAGUACCUGUGGGAGGCACUCACCAACUUCACCAACGAGGAUCGCAGCAGGUUUCUGAGGUUUGUAACUGGGAGAAGUCGUCUCCCUGCACCAAUCUACGUCUUCCCUGACAAACAAGGCUCUGAAACUACAGAUGCCCUUCCACAGUCCUCCACGUGUUCCAGUACACUGUAUCUACCCAACUAUCCCAGUGCAAAGGUUUGUGAGGAGAAGCUGCGUUACGCCGCCUAUAACUGUGUAGCCAUCGAUACGGACAUGAGCCCAUGGGAGGAGUGAUCCGCCGGCUGCUGGACUCCACACUGCACGCUCUGCUCGCAGACACUCGCCAGUUUAUUUGCUGUAUCUCUACAUUUGCCUAAUAAUCAAAAGCUGUACAUAAUAAAGAAUUAUAUGGACAUAAUAAAAUGUGAUUGAGAUUUUUAA
Molecule: messenger RNA, 2858 nt
Organism: Salarias fasciatus (jewelled blenny)
Lineage: Eukaryota; Metazoa; Chordata; Actinopteri; Blenniiformes; Blenniidae
Gene: hectd3
Product: HECT domain containing 3
Exons: 20
Coding region: 150-2711 (853 amino acids)
Biological process (GO): proteasome-mediated ubiquitin-dependent protein catabolic process
Molecular function (GO): ubiquitin-protein transferase activity
Source: RefSeq, a predicted model, not a curated record